AUGGGACUAGAUCAGGAAGCUAUCAAGAAACGUUUUUCUCAGUUGGAACUGGAUAUAAACAAUAUGAACAGGAUGAUUGACGACAACCUGCAGAUCGGCGAAAAUGGUGAGGAAGUUGACAAAAGUGAGAAUGAGGAGUUGGGCGAGUCUCAAGAGUGGCAGGAGUCUCCCAGGGCAUUCUCCCAGUUAACUGGCGAGGCCGCACAGGAGUUUGUCAGUAGAGCAGGAACUCCCGAGGCGGAAGAGGAAGGCAAAGACAAGGCAGAAGAGAAGGAAAAGCAGUCGGAGGAAGCACAUGAGACCCCAGUGGAAAGGGUAGUAGAGAUGUCAAAACGUGAGGUAAUGGAGUCGGUAAAGCCAGUAGAGCCAGUGGAACCAGUGGAAAGGGUUGAAGAAAUUAAAAAGGUAGAGAAAGUAACAGUUGCAGAAAAUAAAGAGCAGAUCAAUGUUCAAAAUAAAGUUGUAGAGAAAGUGAAGGUUGCGCAGAGUGGAGAGCUAAGCAGAAAACAAGAAAAGGUGGAGCAACGAGAGAUCACAGUGCAAGCAGGCACGCAUCCCGCAGAUACCUCCGAUCAAGCAACAGAUACUUCUGAGGAUUUCACCGCAGGUAAUGUCACAACGGCUAUUUCGUCAAACUCGUCGUUCUCGUCACCAGCAGAGCCCGCGGCACCCAUCUUCUUACCAAAGAACACUCAACAAACCACCACCCAAAGGCGUCCCACCAACCCAUUCCGUGUGGUCUCUGUUGGUGCACCUAACUCAGAUACAAAUGGUUCCCGCAAAGCAUCGGGGACUACUGUUAUUGAACCGCGAGCCGUAGAGACCGAAGGUUCUUUGAAAUUACAAAAGAGACUGGACUACCUCACGAAAAAAUGUCUCAAACUGCGCAAAGAGAUCCAAUACCUUAACGAUAUGAACAGCCAAAGCACACUUUCUAUAGAGGACGGCCGCAGAUUGACCAGUGCCAUUGAAAAAUUGCAAGAAUAUCUCGAUACAAAGACCAAAGAAAAAUACGAUCUUGGGGUUAUCGUCAGCAGGCAACUCAGACGCGACAUCGACCGUGGUGAUAAUGGCCAAUUCUGGAUAGGGACUAAGUGA
Molecule: messenger RNA, 1098 nt
Organism: Torulaspora delbrueckii
Lineage: Eukaryota; Fungi; Ascomycota; Saccharomycetes; Saccharomycetales; Saccharomycetaceae
Gene: BNI5
Product: Bni5p
Exons: 1
Coding region: 1-1098 (365 amino acids)
Source: RefSeq, a predicted model, not a curated record